Molecule: messenger RNA, 525 nt
Organism: Drosophila takahashii
Lineage: Eukaryota; Metazoa; Arthropoda; Insecta; Diptera; Drosophilidae
Source: RefSeq, a predicted model, not a curated record
AUGUACUCGAAAUUAAUUGUUCUUGGGGUUUUUUUGCCUGUUUGUUUUCUAGUUUGCAGUGAGGCGCCCUUUAUCAAGCAAACAAAUGCCAUCUGCAAGUCCCACAACAAGUCGUGGGUCGUUUUUCAUUACUGUCAACUAAAGGCGUAUGCUCGAAACAAGACCAGCUUAAAUAUAAAUGUAACAUUUAUAUACCCAGCCUACAACAUUCAUCUUAGAGUGAAGAUUUUGAAAAGAGCGAAUGGAUACAAGCCAUUUCUGUAUGAUUACACCAUCGAUGCCUGUCAAUUUAUGCGAAAACGAAAUCAUCCCGUCACCAGAAUCAUCUGGGAUAUGAUAAAGAACGUAUCCACAGUGAAUCACACCUGUCCUUAUGUGGGCCUGCAGUCGCUGAGCGAUUUUUAUGAUGUUAAAAUUCCGGUUCCAUUGCCAACUGGAGACUAUUUACUGAUAUUAACUUUUUUAUUCGAUGGUAAGCCGCAGUUUACUACGAAGAAUUAUUUUCUAUUUAAGGAAGAUUUCUGA